Penicillium diatomitis is the source of this 1065-nucleotide messenger RNA. Its product is annotated as TFIIIC subunit 6 family protein. NCBI's taxonomy places the organism in Eukaryota, Fungi, Ascomycota, Eurotiomycetes, Eurotiales, Aspergillaceae. The record is from RefSeq and is a predicted model, not a curated record. The transcript has 2 exons. Bases 1 to 1065 code for a protein of 354 amino acids.
AUGGAUCAACCGAUUGACUCAGUUGGCGAGGAAUGGGAGUAUGAAUAUCAUGAGACAGAAACUGAGUCCUUUUACCUAAACCUGGACCUCUCCUCGGUUCACGGUCCUAUCCGCCCACCGCGGCGACGCCAGCAACAAGACGCCACAGAUACAGCGACCACCACCAACAAUCCAGAGGAAGGUACACUGGCAUCCGUCGAGCCAGGUGGCGAUCCCACAGAUCCUUCCGACCCCAAUGAAUCCUAUCCCGUACCCGAAUCCACCGAGCCAGAAGCGCUAGCCAGUGAACGAAUCCAGAUCCUGGGGCUGCACACGCGCAACCCAAUCGUCUCAUACUGCAACCAACUCUUCAGCUGUACAUGGGCAGAUCAAAUCGGAACAGAACUCAUCUUUGCGCACCCAGAUGCAUAUACCGACUCGAAUAACCCGAGCCCUCAAUCCUUGCCGUCGCUCCUGCAGGGUCCGUCCUUUGAGCUCCUUGCCGCUAACAGCGUGAAGAUCCUCGGCCACAAGGCCAACAUCACCUCGAGCAGUAACUCUGGCGGGGCAAGCGAUACCCAACAAGGAGGCUCAACGUCCAACACAGCUUCUUCAACGUCCACGACCGAUGUCCAUGCAUCGUCGGCAUCCCUAAACGUGCCCCGUCGCGGCAUUCAACCAUCCCAUCAGGCGACUUUCCUUGCGCGUCUGCAGAAUAUCAAGACCGCCAGAGGGGAGACCGACACUGUUCGGACAACUUUUAGCACCAAGCGCAAUGUGACUGUCGCAGAGAGGUUAGGCGCGUGGGCCAGGACUGAAGCCCAACUGGCGGAGAUUCAUGCAUUAAAUGAACGCGCACAUAAGGGAGACCAGGCAGCUAUUUCGGCUUUGGAGCAGAUGAUGCGAGAUAUUGUCCAACAGCAGCAGCAGCAGCAGCAGCAGCAGCAGCAGCAGCAGCAGCAGCAGCAGCAACAGCAACAACAGCAGCCGCAGAACCAAGAGGCUCAAACACAGAUUUCAUCGCAACAAGGCUCCGCACAAUCAGACGCGGAGGAGGUUCUCCCCAUUGACCCACAACUCAUGUAA